Molecule: messenger RNA, 1479 nt
Organism: Ramularia collo-cygni
Lineage: Eukaryota; Fungi; Ascomycota; Dothideomycetes; Mycosphaerellales; Mycosphaerellaceae
Exons: 5
Coding region: 1-1479 (492 amino acids)
Biological process (GO): secondary metabolic process
Molecular function (GO): CoA-ligase activity
Source: RefSeq, a predicted model, not a curated record
AUGGAUUUGAUCGAAUUCCUCCUCGAAAACGGGCCCAAAGAUGUCGAUGCUCCGAUCUUCGUUGAUGUCGAGAAGCCAGGUCGAGCCAUCUCAYGGCGAGAAUAUGCAUCUUCUAUCAAGCGACUUGCUGUGGGACUACGGGAGCUUGGUCUCAAGGACGGGGACAGUGUUGCGCUGCUCAGCUCCGGCGACAUCACUUAUUAUGUCCUUGGCGACGGCGUAGUCGCCGCUGGCGGUGUCUUCUCUCCCAUGGCUCCAUACGGAAAGCGCGAUGAGACCGCUCAGAAGAUGAAAUCAGCAGGCGCAAGCUGGGUCUUUGCAUCGCCCGAGUACUUGGAAGACGCCACAGCAGCUGCUCAAAGUGUCGGUAUUCCUGCAUCCCAGGUCUUGCUAUUUGAUGGUCGAUCCCCAGUGCCGGGAUCUAACCACGGAACCUUUAGCUCUCUCCUUCAUUCUGACGAGUCACUCUGGGAAGGUCACAACAGCCACGAGUCCAGCGAUGAUAGACCCUGCUAUCGACUCCUCACUUCAGGUUCGACCGGGCCACCUAAAGGAGUCGAACUCACGCAUGAAGUCAUGAUCGCGAGACAAGAAGAUGCGGUCUCGGUUAUUGAAAACAUCUCCAAGUUCAGCAUUGGGAAAAUUAGUAUCUACCCCAAGCUGAUGCUGGACAUGAUCACGGCCAUCCAGACGGGAGUCCGAGGUGCAGAAGAUCUURCUUCUCUGCGAUACUUAAAUUGUGGCGGAAGCUCAGUGCCUGCAUGGUCGCUCAAGACCAUGCGAGACUUUCUCCCUGACUGCAUGAAGCCCAUGUCGUUGUAUGGAAGUACAGAGGCCUUCUGCGUUACUGCGAUCCCACCCGGCGUUGCUCCAAUUCCAGGCUAUGUAGGAUGUUAUUCACCAGAAAUGGAAGUCACAAUUAUCGAUCCCGAAACUCUGGAAGACGUAGGACCCGAUGUUGACGGCGAGGUCUGUUGUAGAAAUCCUUGGGUGUUCAAAGGAUACUUCAACAACGAAGCUGCUACCAAUGCGGCUUUCGUCGAGAAUUCUCGGGGCAAAUGGCRUCGUACAGGCGACAAGGGUCGCUUUGUCUCAUCAGUCAAUCAACUCGCCAUUACCGGCCGCUACAAAGACGUCUUCGUUGUGGGCACCGAGAAGGUGUCGCCGGACCAAGUAGAGGCGGUUCUCGUCCAGCACGACGGGAUUGCAGAUGCUGGAGUUACUUCCACGCCGGACCAAGAACACGACGGCUUGUACAAGCCGAUUGCAUAUGUGGUGGCGCCAGAUUCUUCACUGACCGCACAAGAUGUGGUUGACUUCGCGGCCGAACGUCUCUCCUCGUCCAAGGUUCCCACUGGCGGUGUUGUCUUUUGUGAUAGGAUUCCACGGACGGACGUGCUCCAGAAGGUUAUGCGAAGGGCGCUGGACAAUAUCGAUGGUCAGCCAAGGUCUGCGAUGAACCUGACAGCUGCGCGGUAG